GCCCAGGAAGUCAAUCGACAAAAACAAGACGUGCGACGCGACGAUAAUUUUGCGAGAGGCGAGUCAGUCGCUAUCUAUCUCCCUCUGUGCUCGUUUCGUUUCGUUUCUUGGGGCUGUUUUGGGGCACACAACUGAAAAGAAAAAAAACAUUCCGCAUCCACACUCAGCAGCUAUCUUUCCGAAAGGCUUACUCAGCAGAAGAGGGAGUGAGUUGCACUAACCGUCCGUAGAAACAAUUAUCAGUUGCCAUCUCAGAGGAGGAAGAGCGCAUCCGCAUUCGCAUCCGAUCCAACCCAAACCGAUCAUGGCAACCACUCCACGCAGCAGCGGUGCCAGCGGCACUGGAACGGCGCAGCGGCCCAAUGGCACCUCGCAGAACAAAAGUUGCCAAUUCAAGUUGGUGCUCCUCGGCGAGUCCGCUGUGGGCAAGUCCUCCCUGGUGCUGCGCUUCGUCAAGGGACAGUUCCACGAGUACCAGGAGAGCACGAUAGGUGCGGCCUUUCUGACACAGACCAUUUGCAUAGAGGACACCGUCGUCAAGUUCGAGAUCUGGGACACGGCUGGCCAGGAGCGGUACCACAGCUUAGCUCCCAUGUAUUAUCGAGGAGCGCAGGCCGCUAUUGUCGUCUAUGAUAUACAGAAUCAGGACAGUUUUCAGCGUGCGAAGACCUGGGUCAAGGAACUGCAUAAACAAGCCUCACCAAACAUUGUCAUUGCGCUGGCCGGCAACAAGGCAGAUUUGUCAAACAUUCGCGUCGUGGAGUUUGAUGAAGCGAAGCAAUAUGCCGAGGAGAACGGGCUGCUGUUCAUGGAAACAUCCGCCAAGACGGGCAUGAAUGUGAACGACAUCUUCUUGGCCAUUGCUAAGAAACUACCUAAGAACGAUGGCGCCAACAAUCAGGGAACCAGUAUAAGGCCGACUGGAACCGAAACAAAUCGACCGACGAACAACUGCUGCAAGUGAUGUCCCUUCGUAGAAAAUGAAAUUUCCAACGAGAGAUUUGAAAAGUUUAUGCUGAUAAUUAUAAAUAAAAAAAUUAUUUAAAAAUUCAA
Molecule: messenger RNA, 1053 nt
Organism: Drosophila santomea
Lineage: Eukaryota; Metazoa; Arthropoda; Insecta; Diptera; Drosophilidae
Gene: Rab5
Product: ras-related protein Rab-5B
Exons: 6
Coding region: 305-964 (219 amino acids)
Molecular function (GO): GTPase activity; GTP binding
Source: RefSeq, a predicted model, not a curated record